AUGGGGUGCUGUUGGCAGCUGAGAAGAAGAAGAAGCAACAGGGCUGUGUUGCAGCUUCUCUGCUGGUUCUUACUCGUCCUUCUCCUCGUCGUGUUCUUGCCAACAAGCUGCUGCCAGGCUUCGAGAGGCGGCAUGCAGCCGUUCAAGGGCCGGCCGCUGCAGGGAGGCGCAUCCAACAACUUCUUCGGGUUCUUGCCGAGGAGGCCGGCGCCGCCGUCCGGCCCGUCCCGGCAGCACAACUCCGUCGGCAUCGAGAGCCAGCGGCAGAAGCAGCCGUGA
Miscanthus lutarioriparius is the source of this 279-nucleotide messenger RNA. The record is from the annotation of a GenBank genome assembly. Lineage: Eukaryota; Viridiplantae; Streptophyta; Magnoliopsida; Poales; Poaceae.